GAGGAGGAGAAGCUGAAGAGCAGAGAGCACAGGACCAACCAAUCCCCCUCCUUCUCCCUGUCUGUCUCUCUGGGUUGUCUGGGUGUGAAGAAGCAGUAAUUCUUGGAGAGAGAGAGAGAGAGAGAGAGAGAGAGAGAGGGGGAGGAACUUGAAGCCUACCACCACCCAUUUGAUCGGAGCCCAGUUCUUGCACCAGCUGAGCGGCGCUUCUGCCAUUUGCUGCCGUAUUUAUUCCUCUCUCUCCUCUCCUCUCCUCUCUGUGUGUGAGCUGGGUCUGGUUUCUUGAAGAUCGCCCCCCCUUCCCCAACUUUCGGCUCCGUACGAUGGAUGGGUACGGUGGGGCCCACGAGGGCUCGCGGUCGGAUCCCUCGCCGGAGUGGCCCGACGACUCCGGGGCCGACACGGGCCUCGAAGAGCCCAUGUGGCAGCUGGGAUUGGGGAGCGGCGGCGGCGGCGGCGGCGAGCCCGACCCGGCUUACCCGGAGCGGCCCGACGAAGCCGAUUGUAUCUACUACCUCAGGACUGGUUAUUGCGGGUACGGCGCCAGGUGUCGGUUCAAUCAUCCCCGUGAUCGGAGCGCGGUCGUAGGAGCGACAAGAGCUGGUGGAGCAGAGUACCCAGAACGAGCAGGCCAGCCGAUCUGCCAGUUCUACGUGAGGACAGGUACGUGCAAGUUCGGUGCGUCCUGUAAGUUCCACCAUCCUAGGCAUGGUGCUGGUUCCAGUAGUCCUGCACGGCUAAAUUACUAUGGUUACCCCUUUCGUCCGGGUGAAAAAGAGUGUACCUACUACGUGAAAACCGGACAAUGCAAGUUCGGUGCAACGUGUAAAUUUCAUCAUCCACAACCAGCAGGCGUACAUGUUCAUGCGCCAUCACCGCCACUUCCAGUUGCACCAGCACCUAUCCCUGUAGCUGCACCUUCAUCGUAUCCAGCAGUGCAAUCCCCAUCUGUUCCUUCGUCGCAGCAGUAUGGGGUAGUCAUGGCCAGGCCUCCUUUGGUUCCCUCAUAUGUACAAGGCCCGUAUGGCCCUUUGCUGGUUUCUCCAAGCAUGGUUCCAUUUUCAAGCUGGAGUCCUUAUCAGGCACCUGUGAGUCCAUUAGCCUCUUCCGGUCCUCAAGCUGGUCCAGGAUCAAGUUCUGUUUAUGGGGUAACGCAGUUGUCUCCUUCUGCACAGGCUUUUUCGUGGCCUUAUCAACCUUCGCCUUCGUCUCUUGGCCCUUCAGUCAAUGGCCGGAGGGAGCCAUCAUUUCCAGAAAGACCCGGGCAACCUGAAUGCCAGCAUUACAUGAAGACAGGGGACUGUAAAUAUGGAUCCUCGUGUAAAUACCAUCAUCCACCGGACUUGAAUGCAUUGAAUGUAAAUUUUGUUCUUAGCCCCACUGGUCUGCCGUUUCGUCCGGGCGCACCUCCUUGCAUGCACUUUGCACGUGGAGACUGCAAAUUUGGUCCUGCAUGCAAAUUCGAUCACUCGUUUGGGUCCCUCAGUUACAAUCCAUCCGUGUCUUCUCUUGGAGACAUACCCAUCGCUCCUUUCCCUGCUGGGUUUUCCUUCGGAAUGCUCUAUCCGUCAUACUCAUCUCCAGAGUUGAGGGCCGAAAUCAUCUCCGGACCCACUGAAGAUUCUCUGCCCACAAGAUCAUCCUCGACAACAAGCAUGUCAGUUACAUCGGUUGGGUCAGCACGUCCAAGUAGCGGGCCUGCGCCUGCCCAAAUGCCUGAUCUGAGUUCUGCAAAUCCAGCUAGCUGCAACACCAAAGAUGGUCAUAGCACUGGCUAAAAGAAUGUAGCAGGACUUCUCUGGCUCCUCUCUUAGAUCGACCUUCCACAAAGUGAGAACCGUCACAAUUUUCUUAUGAGCAAUUCAACAGAUAGGUGACAUUAUUUCUUUGUAGCUCUUAGGUCAUCUCUCUGCUCUUUAAUUAUAGGGCCAUACCGUAGUCUAGGUUUUGAAUAAGACAUGGCCAAUCUUCAAAGAUAAAGCAAAACCCAUCUAGUCAUCCACCUUCCCUCGCAAAUAACUGCAAAAAGUUUCUGCAGUCAGUAGCAUACCCACCACGAUUCUACAUGAGCUUGUUAUUUAUAUCCGAUUCUUUCCCCGAAAUGGGAAAUUCCGGUCCUUGGGCAUUCAUCAUGGGAAUUGAGUGUUUGCCUAUAAGCCUUUCCACUAAGGCAACAAGCUUCAAAGUGAAACUCGCGUCACGCUUGAUCAUUCUGGUUUUCUCUGUUCAUCCCGGGUCCAUCUGUCGACCGAGGGCAUUGCUGCAAUGCAAAUUUCUGUAGAGAAGAUGUAACUUUUUGGUUUUGUGCCAAUGAAGGAUAGACUUGAUCCUUUAUACUA
Syzygium oleosum is the source of this 2339-nucleotide messenger RNA. RefSeq names its product zinc finger CCCH domain-containing protein 58. The transcript has 7 exons. The record is from RefSeq and is a predicted model, not a curated record. Gene Ontology annotation, molecular function: mRNA binding; metal ion binding. NCBI's taxonomy places the organism in Eukaryota, Viridiplantae, Streptophyta, Magnoliopsida, Myrtales, Myrtaceae. The coding region runs from base 324 to 1778 and encodes 484 amino acids.